Molecule: messenger RNA, 2135 nt
Organism: Didymodactylos carnosus
Lineage: Eukaryota; Metazoa; Rotifera; Eurotatoria; Philodinida; Philodinidae
Source: the annotation of a GenBank genome assembly
AUGGCGGAAAAUGAAGAGUGUCCAUCUUGUGAUGGUCUUUAUGGUAAUGACUUACGGCGACUUCCAUGUAAAUGUGUGAUGUGUCACAAAUGUGCUAUGAAUAAUUUUGAAAAUGGAAAAUUAAAAUGUUUGACAUGUUAUGCAUUACAUUCAUAUUCAUCAAAGAAUACAUUAAAGAAGAAUUUAAUAAGUAUUGGAAAUAAAAAUCAUGGUAAAAAAGUACCAAAACCUGUUUCAUUAUUCACAUCCACAAUGCCUAUUGAAAAACCCGAAGAAGGAGCAGCUGCAGCUUCACCAACAAAAGAAACAGCAACAAUAGCAAAAGAACCAGUUGAAACAACAUCUCCAGCUCUUGUCAGCACGUUAACAUCUAAACCAGAAAUAAAAUCAGAGAGACUAUCGCAGCAACCAAUUACAUCCGUACCAUCAAAGCCAAGCGCGCUAACAGAUCUUACCGAACUACCUACAACAGUUCAAGCACCAGUCGUUAGAAAACCACAAAUUGCUCGUUGUUCGUCUUGCUUAAAUAAAACAGAAUUAAUUAUUUGUGAGCAUUGCGAUCAUUUUAUUUGUUUAAAAUGUGCUGAUGAUCAUCGUAAUAAAGCCGAAUUACUGAGUAAAAAUUUGAUCGAACAAUGGAAAUUAUGUAAAGAAAAAUACGAAAUAUUCAUUCAAACGACGAACGAUUAUGAUCAUGAACGAAUUAAAAUUGAAAAUCAACUCAUGGUAAUACGGGAUCAAAUAAAUCAACGUACUGACGAUGCCAUAAAACUAGUCAAAAAUCAACAUCAAACAUUGUUAGAAUUGGUUGAUAAUAGUCAAUCAAAACCGGUUAAACUUACAAAACAUACUGAUAUCGAACAAGAUGGUGAUACUGGCACAUAUAAAACACAAGAUUUUCUUCUUGAACUUGAUCAUUUAGAAAAAACGUUGGAUGAACGAGCCACACUAACGAAAAUAUACACAUUGAAAGUCCCUGUUUUGAACAAACCAGAAAAUAUAUCAAUAGCAAAAUUAUUUGGUAAACUCUCGUUUGAAUCAAAAACAGUGAUUAAUAAUAAUAACGAUCAAAACGAUAAAUUAACAGUGAUGGCAAAUACUACGACGUCAAAAAUGUCUUCCAAUUCGACGUUGUCAACAUCAUCGAAUCCAUUAUCUACAGUAUCAAAAACAGCGUCAGUAAUGAUUAAUAAAGAACGACUACCAUCACCCCAACGACAACAGGAUACUAGUAGUGACGAGAUAUUUGCUGACUUUUUGAAAAUGAAAGCUCAAAUACAUCAGUCUUGGAAUACACCGUAUAAUAAAAUUGUAGAUACAGCACCAACUUCAACAUCACAAGAUAUGAAAGUAUCGUUGGACAAACGACUACGAUCGGUACCCUUGUUCCCAUCUGUACCUGUUCCAUUAACUUUAACACAUUCACUUCCGUAUCCGGCUGUACCACAUUAUUUGUGUGUGAUUGGAAAGCCAUUGCCAUUAUUAUUCGUUUGUGAUAAAUACGGUUGUAUUGGAAAAUAUUCAUUGAGUAAAGGAGUUAAACCAAAAACAAAAGGACAAUUUCCAUUUUACUUAUUUAGUAAAGUUCAUGAUAAUAAUACCGAACAUAUUAUCGAAUCAUUCACGAUUUCAACACGAUAUAUAAUUGUAUAUACACGAGAUAAAGAUGAAACAACAUCAGGAAAAAUUUAUUUUUUCACAUAUGAUGGAGAAUAUAAAGAUGGUAUUCGUCAAAAUAUAGCUGUACAUCAUAUUCUUGCUGAUAGUUAUACAAAUCGUUUAUGGUGUUUGGAUCGUAUGCGUUUUCGUUUAUAUUAUUAUGCACUACCAACAUCUGCAGAUGAAAUAGUAAAAUGUUUAAAUGUAACAAAAGAAUUUGCUUCAUUUAUCUCAUCGUGCUAUGCUGCUAAACUGGUGCAAAAUGAUCAAUUGAUUGGUUUUUUUGAACGUAAUACGCAUACUAUUCACUUUUAUGAUAAAAAUAGUGGGAAAAAAGUAGAAGAAUUUGAAAAUAAUCAUUAUAUGGAUUCGUAUGAAUCCUGGGGUAUUGUAGGUUUAACAUCUGAAAAUAAUGUCGUAUUGAAAAUUGAUGAAAAAGUAUCAACAGGAAAUGGACAAUCAGAAACGAUUAAUCG